Malassezia sympodialis ATCC 42132 is the source of this 657-nucleotide messenger RNA. RefSeq lists its product as uncharacterized. Lineage: Eukaryota; Fungi; Basidiomycota; Malasseziomycetes; Malasseziales; Malasseziaceae. The transcript has 2 exons. Gene Ontology annotation, molecular function: hydrolase activity. The coding region runs from base 1 to 657 and encodes 218 amino acids. The record is from RefSeq and is a predicted model, not a curated record.
AUGCAGAACAUCGGCGGUGUCCAGUGCUAUACGAUUGGCCAUGACGACUGCAAAAAAGCUAUUGUGGGUAUCUUUGACGGUGCAGACAUCCUUGCCGCGAUGACCGACACGCGCGUGAUUCUCCCUGACUUUUUUGCUGGCAAUCCCUUGCCCCAAGAGGUGGUGCCUUGGGACACGCCAGAGAAGAAGGCGACUGUGGACCAAUUUGUCGCCAACCAGGGCAGUCCUGUCAAGUGCCGGGACACGCUUCUCACAGUGGCCAAUGCUCUGCAAGAGAGCGGCGUGACAACCCUGGGACUCUACGGCCUGUGCUGGGGCUCCAAGGGUGCCAUUAUGGCAUGUGGCAAGGGCACACCUUUCAGCGCGUUCGUACAGAUCCAUCCUUCUUUCGUCGAUCCUCAGGAUGCAAACCAAAUCUGCAUUCCCAUGGCUUCGUUUACAUCAAAGGACGAACCUCAGGAAAUUCUCGAACAAUUCUACAAAAACCUUCAUGCCAACCCUGAUAUCGCCAGCAAGUGCAUUACGCAUCACUACCCUAACAAUCACCAUGGAUUUGCUGGCGCACGUGCCAAGCUUCAAGACCCGGAAAAUUACGCUUCAUUUCGCGACGUCUAUAAACGAGCUGCCGAUUUCUUUUUGGAAAGGCUUGCUCUAUAA